CUGCCUCGGUUUUACUACGAAAAUGAUCUCCCUAACACUAUUUUUGCUUCUAUUAGCAAGUGCUUGGUCAGACAAUAGUACCUUACCCACUGAGUACCACAUCACCAUCGUACCAGAAUUUAGUGACUUAACUUUCACAAGUGAAACAAGAAUUACAAUCGUGGUUCAAGAAGCCGUAAGCAGGUUAACAUUGAACUCAAGGGGUUUAGAAAUUCAAGACCCCAAAGUUUAUAAUAGUGCAGCCGAAGAAAUAACUGGUGUAGGUUUCAUUAGAGAAACAGAAAAUGAAACAAUAGAAAUAACGUUUGCUAGUGAUUUAGAAGAAGACGGGAUUUACGAUUUGGUUUUUCAAGCUUCUGGAACUAUUAAUGAGAACUACGAUGGAUUUUAUGCGGCAAACUAUACAAAAACUGUCUCAGGACAAAAACAAGAAAGGACUAUUCUGCUGGCCAACUUAAAGUACUACAAGGCUAGACAAGUCUUCCCGUGCUUCGACGACUUAACCCACUUGUCAACUUACACCCUAACUCUAGUGAGACCCAACGACUACAUUUCAGUAUCUAACACUGCCAAAACGUCAACCGCAGACUAUGACACAAAUCGAAGUAAAGACGUUUUUGCCCCUACGGAUCCUAUCCCUCCCUACGAACUGUCUUUCGCAAUCAUUGACUUUGUGAAAGAAGAAUUUGACGGUACUACAGUCUACAGUGUUGCCAAAGAAGACACUCAAUACGUAGGAGAGCUUUCAUCGCAAGUUGCCCAAAAAUUCCAAGAGCUCUAUCCUGUCAAAAUAAAUAGAAUACACCAGAUCGUCGUCCCUGAUAAUACUCUCGUCACAAAUGUCGUCGACAAUAUUGGAUUAAUCAUUUACAAAGAAUCCGCUGUUGUUUAUAAAGAGAUACGUGAAUCUGUGGAGGACAAGCAAGAAAUUGCGAAACUUGUAGCUCUUUCUGUGAUCAAGCAGUACCAGAGGGAGUCUUUCGAAUGGUGGCCCAACUAUUGGGCGAAAAUUGGAACUCUCGUUUCGUAUCAAUAUGAAGUUUUGGACCAGCUCCACCCAACGUGGAGACUGUACGAGCAAUUUGUUACUGAAGAACUCUUAAGUCUUCUGGAGGAAGAUGUAGACGGACGCGAUAUUUCGGUGCUACUGCCGGAGGAUCAAACUCCAGAUGUGUUCACGAAAUCGCAGUUACUCAAAUCGUUCUCUUUCGUUCGAAUGUUUUCACACUUCCCUAGUCCCGGAGAUAUUCUUGACGAUGAAACUAACGCUGCGGCACUUUCGUGGAUCGAAAAUAAAGGGUACCCGCUGGUGACUGUAACCAGAACCUUUAAUGAAGUUGACAAUAAUAUCACUUUCGUUCAGGGUAACCUGGUCCUGCGUUCUCUUCCCGUCAACAUUGUGUUUGAAAACCAAGAAGGCGACUCCAACAAUUUUGAUUUCGUUUUGGACCGGAGCGAAAUUAUGUCAAAUUACCGGGACUAUAUUUCGUCCUCAUGGUUUACCGUCAACUUGGAACGACUGGGGUACUACCGUGUGAAUUACGGCACUCCAAAUUGGCGCAAUCUUGCAAUGUUCCUCAUAAAUUCUAGAAACGAUAUUGAUACAAUAUCACCACUAAAUCGAGCCGUGUUAAUAGAAGAUGCUUUCUACUUUAGCCACCUGGACCGAUUACCUGUGACCCUCUAUCUAGAACUCAUCCUGCACUUAAAAAGAGAGACCGACUUCUUCCCAAUUUAUGCUUUCAUAAAAACAGCCAACAGAAUUAAAAGUUUGUUGUACCUAACUUCUAGUGCGCAGACCAAGUUUAUGACAUUUGCAACUCGUUUGGUCGAACACUUGUAUGAAAACAUCGGUACUUCUCUGAACUCAACGGAAAGCCACAUUGACACGUUAAGUCGUACCAAAAUUUUGACUUGGAUGUGUAGCUUUGGAUACGCGAAAUGCCAAGAAGAAAUGCACGCGCUGCUGUCUAGUGGAGGUUCGACACAUCCAGAUCUGCAAGAACUGGUGUUCUGCGGCGGCAUGAGACGUGGUACUUUGGAAAACUUUCAUUUUUUAUUAGACCAGCAUAUGCAGAGCGGAAAAAAGAGGAUUCUCAGAAGCAUGGCCUGCACAUCUGACACUGAAAUUUUGAGGUACUACAUCACUGCGGUUGUUGAUGAGAGUGCCAUUGUGCAUCUAAAGGAACACGACAGAGUAGACGUAUUUAUGGCAGUUUUGGAGGGAAGCGACCUCGGUGUCGAGGUGGCUCUGAAUUUUGCCAAGCAGUACCUGGAGCAAAUUUUAAUAAGGUUCACCCAGGAAGAUAUUGAAAGGAUGUUUAUCGCCUUGUCGAGGAAGUUAAUUUCGGAACCUCACCAGAAAACGAUUAAUGCUAUUAUUGAGUGUCUCACUGAUGAGCAAAAGGUGCAAUAUGGUGACUUAUUUAGAACUGUCACAAAUACUAUAAACAACAAUAAAAAGUGGAGAAGUUCGAAUAUUGGAACUAUUGAAACAUGGCUGGAUGCUAACGAAAUAACAACAGUGGCACCAGGAGGGGAAAAUACGACCACAACUGUUACUGCUAAUAAUAGUACUACUACUAGUACUACUACCACGCCAUCUCCAGGUGGUGGUGCUGCUGAUCUUAGAAUUUCUUAUACUUUAUUUGUAGUUUUCUUGUUGACUUGUAUUUUUUCGUCAACGCAAAUUUAGAAUAAGUAGGAAAUUUUAGAGAAAAGUGUUGUUAUUUUUUCUACUUAUUGUUCGUUUCCUGUAUUUUUAAAAUAUAGUGUACGUUACUUU
Messenger RNA from Zophobas morio, 2785 nucleotides. RefSeq names its product aminopeptidase N-like. Bases 23 to 2695 code for a protein of 890 amino acids. NCBI's taxonomy places the organism in Eukaryota, Metazoa, Arthropoda, Insecta, Coleoptera, Tenebrionidae. Gene Ontology annotation, biological process: peptide catabolic process; proteolysis. The transcript is spliced from 10 exons. The record is from RefSeq and is a predicted model, not a curated record. Gene Ontology annotation, cellular component: cytoplasm. Gene Ontology annotation, molecular function: zinc ion binding; metalloaminopeptidase activity; peptide binding.